Messenger RNA from Lineus longissimus, 1184 nucleotides. Its product is annotated as UPF0711 protein C18orf21 homolog. Gene Ontology annotation, biological process: RNA processing. The transcript has 7 exons. NCBI's taxonomy places the organism in Eukaryota, Metazoa, Nemertea, Pilidiophora, Heteronemertea, Lineidae. The coding region runs from base 118 to 1038 and encodes 306 amino acids. The record is from RefSeq and is a predicted model, not a curated record.
UCGUAUGGAGCGCCACACGCACGUGGUUUGGAAUUUUGUAGCUAAAUUCAUUAUUUUCCCGUCAAAAACUCUUCAUACGAGAUAAAGAAUUGAUAGCCAAGUGACUUGUUCAGCAGAAUGAAUCAAGAAGAAACUAGGAGGUUUCAUGGCAGAAAUGUCCAACACUUGAGUCGGAUGGCCAGUUAUUAUUCACAUAUGAGUCCCGCUGUUUCACGAUUUUUCAUGUCAAGUGCUAAUGAAAUUGUGCAGAAGAAGAGUGCCCCAUCGAGUGAUUCAGGUACCAGCUUCUGUCCUCAUUGUGGCAGCAUUUAUGAUGCUGAGAAUCACACAGUGAGGAUUUUACCGAAGAUGAAGCAGACCAAGACUGUCAAACGCCUGUUGAAGAAACAGAAGUUGGGCGGCCAGUUUGCAUUGGAUUCGAACGAGAGACAUCUCCUUGAUGAUUAUGCCAGCAGCAGGUCACAGAUAUCAAUAACCUGCAAGAUCUGCCAUCAACGCCAUCUUGUCGAGUGUCUUAAGAGACCACCAAAGCCUGUAAUUGAGGAGGCAACACCAGAAGUCAAGAAAAAAAAGAAGAAGAAAAGGAAGAAGGAUGUGACUUGCGGUAUAAUCAUCUCGACACCAAAGUCCCAACCAGGCAGUGAAACAUCUUCACCCAGUCUGUUGUACAGUUCUUUUGCCAAAACUCCUACCUCAGACGCCUUCACAUCCCAGCCAAGAUGUUCAAAGCCAACACCUACAGCAGCAAGGGAAAAACCUAGUCAGAAAGACAUACCAGUUCUAUUACAACUGGGACCCAGCUCAGUGGCUGCUAGAACACCGGGAGGCAGAGACAGGACAUCUGUGACACCAAAAUCUGGCUUUACUAAGCCGUCGCCAUCAUCUGUAGCUAGAACAACUCCAGGUCAACAUUUAGUCUCAUCUGGGAAGAAAAAGACAAAGAUGAAGCAUACUCAGCUGCAGCAUAUUCUUAACCAGGAGAAGAAGAAGAACGCUUCGUCUUCGUCAUCUCUCCAUAACUUCCUGUCUAGCUUGUGAUGAGAAGUCUUCACCUCUCCAGAACUUCUUGUUUAGAUUGUGAUGUGAAGACUUGAUCUCUCCAUGAUAUCUCGUCUCUAUUUAUACCGUACAUGUAAUUGAGUUAUGAAUACUUGUACCUUGUAUGAAUCAAUAUAUAUUUGUAA